AGCAACACUACUUCGAUCAAGAGAACAGAAACACCGUCCAUGCAUGCAUGCAUGCGAAUCUGGACUAAAGUGUAAAAGAAGUGAAUCCAUAGUUAUCCUUGUUCUCGGGUUCAAUACGAUAUUAAUCAUAUCGUUGGCGAUAUGUGGCGGUCCUUGUUCAAUGGGAUACGUGUAAGCCAAUGGCGUGGGUCCCACAUAGCCUCGAAUCGUUGGAGCUCUCACUCUGCGGUUCAUCCUGAGCCACCCCCACCCUCAUCGCGUCCAACCAAGGCGUCUCUUUUCUUCGCACAAGAAGUCCAGAAAGAGCUGACCUUUCUUACCGGAUUGGACUUUGAGCGGGUGUUUCGGAAGGCCAAAGCCGGUCAGGCCAUCACCGCGCCCCAAUAUCGCUUUGUGACCGACGCAGAGCUAGCCAAGAUGUAUGAGGAGGCCAAGCAGAAGGCGCACGCGCGCCUGCAAAUGCCGCCGGUCAUGGAUGAGCGCCUGCCCAGCAAUCGCCUACUCGAGCAUGACGUUGGUAUAGCCGGCUACAGCGCAGCGCGCAUCGUCUUCACUGACAUAACCUUUGGCGUGCACGAUCGUGAGCGAUUGGUGGUAGUGCGGGAGCCUGAUGGGCGCUUACGCGAGGCCGAGGGCGAGGAGCGCGAUCGGGUCAAUCAGAUCUAUUUCCCCAAGGAGGGGCGCAAGUUAGCCUCGCCAGUUUUGUUUGAACCAGAAAACCUGGAAACAGUGUUAAGGAUAACGUUAGAAGAGAUCACGAGUCAGCCUGAGGGCUAUACCCGUCUUUUGGAUCAUAAUUGCUUACAAUUUGAACCUGAUCAUCCGACGUUUAUUCAGACGGCUGAGACCGUUUAUGACCACAUCAAUGCCCACGCUCAAUAUGAUGCCUUGCACUCCACCCGUCACUUUGGACCCAUGGUAUUUCAUUUGGUGUGGAACUGCCGUUGCGAUGAUUUGUUGGUUCACUUCCUCGAGAAAGACAAAGUGGAGGAAGUUGAAUCGCUUUUGAAUCUUUACUCACGGUUUCAUCCGGAGUCUGCGACAGCUUCUGCCUCGACUGAGCUCUCUGGUCCGGACCGACUUCGAGUCUUCAUUGAGAAAGACGCGAAGAAAGGGCCAAAGAUACAUUCUGUUUUGGAAAAGAUGUCGGAAAAAAUGAAACAAAACAACACUGAAAGCAGUCCAUGAAGUGAAUUUAUCGAUGUUGUGCUUGACAGUUUUUUCAUUAAUAACGUUAAUAUAAUAUUCUCGUACAAAUUGUAA
Tigriopus californicus is the source of this 1263-nucleotide messenger RNA. RefSeq names its product small ribosomal subunit protein mS22-like (gene mRpS22). Bases 142 to 1188 code for a protein of 348 amino acids. The record is from RefSeq and is a predicted model, not a curated record. Gene Ontology annotation, molecular function: structural constituent of ribosome. Gene Ontology annotation, cellular component: mitochondrial small ribosomal subunit. Lineage: Eukaryota; Metazoa; Arthropoda; Copepoda; Harpacticoida; Harpacticidae. The transcript has a single exon.